CUCAUUUCUAAACACGCAAAACAUCUUGACUAUCUUAGACAAAACUAGGGGGUCUAAGAUAAGAUUCAUUCCAAAGGCUGCAGGACUUGGAUUCGGCUGACAUUUUUCCACACAGCUGGGACAAAAUGAUCCGUUUCCUGUUGCUGUUCAGUCGGCAGGGGAAGCUGCGACUACAGAAAUUUUACACACCUUUAACAGACCGAGAGAAGAAAAAAGUGAUCCGGGACAUGAUGAUGCUGGUGUUGGGCCGUCCGCCACGCUCCUGCAACUUUGUCCAAUGGAGGGACCUCAAGAUUGUUUACAAGAGGUACGCUAGUCUGUAUUUCUGUGCCGGUCUUGAGGACCAGGACAAUGAACUGCUGACCCUCGAGGUGCUACACAGAUAUGUUGAGCUGCUAGAUAAGUACUUUGGUAAUGUCUGUGAGCUGGACAUCAUUUUCAACUUUGAGAAGGCGUACUUCAUCCUGGAUGAGUUCCUUAUGGGAGGAGAAAUUCAGGAAACAUCUAAAGUAGAUGUAGGCAUCUCCCUGGAGGAGGCAGACACGCUCCAAGAGACAAUGGAGGAAUAUAUGAAUAAACCUACCUACUGAGCCAAAGCAAUGAGGGUGAUUCACUUGAUGUCAUAUCAGUGCUUGUCGUUGAAUAUAGUUAAUAUAUUUCAGGUUAAUGCAGGUUAUUUCAGGUAUUCAGCCUAAUUCUGUAACCACUGAUUUUUCAUAUAUUUGGUUAGGACUAAGAAUGUCUUUUAUACCUUAUUUAUUAAUCUCAGGGUUUUAAUAUGACUGAAAAUGACCUUUUUCAAGUUUGUGUGAAUUCAUUUUUUUUCUUAUAAGCACAUUGUCAUAAAUA
Molecule: messenger RNA, 849 nt
Organism: Sphaeramia orbicularis (orbiculate cardinalfish)
Lineage: Eukaryota; Metazoa; Chordata; Actinopteri; Kurtiformes; Apogonidae
Gene: ap1s3a
Product: adaptor related protein complex 1 subunit sigma 3a
Exons: 5
Coding region: 126-590 (154 amino acids)
Biological process (GO): vesicle-mediated transport; intracellular protein transport
Cellular component (GO): AP-1 adaptor complex; membrane coat
Molecular function (GO): clathrin-cargo adaptor activity
Source: RefSeq, a predicted model, not a curated record